This is a messenger RNA of Linepithema humile (Argentine ant), 1616 nucleotides long. RefSeq lists its product as uncharacterized. The record is from RefSeq and is a predicted model, not a curated record. NCBI's taxonomy places the organism in Eukaryota, Metazoa, Arthropoda, Insecta, Hymenoptera, Formicidae.
UGCAAACAUCAUCUUCCUUGAGAUGUAUAUAAACUUGUACUGUUUCGUCAAGCCGUAUUAGAAUUUCUCUCAUCAGACAGUUUAAUAAAUUUUCCAAACCAAUUUUCAUAUAAAUCGUGUUUAGUAACGUUAUAGAUUCAAUUUAUACAUACUUUUAACACGCAAAAUUGAAUUAUUCUAUCACUGGACAUGGAUAAGAAUAAUAACUCUAUCAGUACAGAGUUGUCUAGUCAGGACGAAAGGAAUAAAUUGUUGAAUGAGAUCGCUAUAUUGAAAACAUAUAUCUCUCUACUAGAAACCGUAAUUCAGACUCCCAAAUUCAGUCAAUUGCAAAUCGUAGAGAAACCAUCAAGAUUACUGUGCGAUAACAAAGAUGCAAAAUUUCGCAAGAUACCAGACGUGCAAACGGAACUGUGCUACGAAUUUUAUCAGUUCGCAGGAAUGCAAUGUGUAAAUUGUGAAGGUGGUUUUGUUUUUGAAUUUUCUAGCACGGAGAAUUUUUCAAAGAACGAUCUGUAUGCGGUAGAGAUUUUAAUAGACGAUAACGGCCGCGGAAAAGUGGGAAAGUGGGUAUUGCCUAUGUCUAUCGAUAUAUCAGAAAUAUUAUCGCGAUAUCCCAUUGAUGAUUUGAAUAGUAUAAAACAUUUUUUGAAGAGCUGCAAACAUCACAUCGAUUGCUAUAUGAACCGUAAGGAACAGGCUGAAAAGUUACAGAAUUUACUUUUGGAGAUUAAAAAUGCUCAUGUGUUAUAUAGUGUCGGAAUUACUCAUAUCGAAUUAACAAUGUCACAUUUAAAAGACAUUGACGAUAAUAAAUUUUAUAAUGUUAUACUAUAUUUGUAUUACAAUUCUACCGAAGUAAGACCUUGCAAAUUGUUUUCGGAUACUGAUAGUAACGAAGAACCGUCAUCGGAUCUAAGUAAAAGAUUGAACAAAUACUUCAAGCCUUUUUUAAAAAGGGAUUUGAAUUUGGCAUUUUUAAAAGUAAGCAAAUCACAAAAUCAAUUUGUUUGGAAAAAAAUUUUGGUGGACAGCAAAGAAAAUAGUAUAGAAAUUGAUGAUAAAUCGAACGAUGAAGAUGACUUUUUGACAGAAUUUCUUCAUAAAAGUAAUAAAAAAUAUAAGAAAGAGAAAGAUAAAAAACAAGAUAAAAAGAAUACUUUGUAUAAAAAUAAAAUGGAAACUUCAUUCUGCGUCGAAGGGGAAAAGAUUCAAGAAGAUACAGCAAAAGACGAUUUUUCAGAAGAGAAUAAAGAAAUUAAAUCGCAAAAACGCAAACGAUCGAAAAAAAUAGUAAACAGUGAUAAGAAUAAAAAGAAACAGAGUAAAAAAUUGUUGAAUAAAUCAAAUAAUACAAAUGCUGAACAUUCAGCGAAUUCAGGAAGAGAGGAAAAUCAAUUACAGAAAUUGACACAAUCAAAAAGAAAGAAGAACGACAAACGAGCAAUUAUAAGUAAUAGCACACCUAUUUCGAAAAAAUUACCCAAUCAGAAGUUUUUUCAUGAGAUCUCAUCUAUAAUCGAAUAGAAAACAAAUAAUUAUGAAAAUUGAAAGUAAACAAUUUUUAAUAUUAUAAACGUUUUAUUCUGCUUAAGGAUUUUUAGUUAUACAUGAAC